Molecule: messenger RNA, 1440 nt
Organism: Fomitiporia mediterranea MF3/22
Lineage: Eukaryota; Fungi; Basidiomycota; Agaricomycetes; Hymenochaetales; Hymenochaetaceae
Exons: 7
Coding region: 1-1440 (479 amino acids)
Biological process (GO): regulation of transcription by RNA polymerase II
Molecular function (GO): RNA polymerase II cis-regulatory region sequence-specific DNA binding; DNA-binding transcription factor activity, RNA polymerase II-specific; zinc ion binding
Source: RefSeq, a predicted model, not a curated record
AUGGACCCUUCGGAACAGAACGUCACUCCACAGCCCACGGUCAACGCGGGCAAGGGCAUUUGCUGGACAUGUCGCAUUCGUCGAAAAAAAUGCGAACAGCCACGGACGAACAAUGGGUGCCGGACAUGCAUUCGACUUCGUAUUGAAUGCCUUGGAUGGGAUCCGAAACCCCCUGCCUGGAUGAGCAGCAAAGGAACCGUUAAAGCCUACAGAAAACACAUCAGAGAGGUGAUAGCCAAGACAGAGAUGGUCGGCGCCCUGCUCCAGCCCUUGCAAGGAGGAGGAGUUUCGCAGUCUUCAACGGUGCCUCUCGACUCCUCGACGCCAUCUGGUCCUUCGGGCUCUCAUAACACAACAACAUACGCCCCUUCCCUCAUAAUGCCUCACCCAUCGGCACUUCACCUACCUCCGCCCAACCACCAAGCCCUCAAUAUAUUCUCCCUUGCUCUCGACACUCCUGACCCGACAUCUACAAUAGACCCCGCUCCUGCCGCCAACAGCAGCGGCAUGCUCCAGACCCCCUACGCGAGCUCACAUAGCGUCAGCUCCUGCGAAGACAGCCAAUCUCCGCUCACCCCUCCUGUCUCUGACUCUGCCUCGAGCGCAUCAUGGCGCCCGACACUGUCACCCGACAUCUUGUCCCUAUCACUGUCCUUAGAGCCAACCCUCGAGAACAACAUGCUGAUUGGACACCCCGAGAACGUGCUUAGUAUGCAGAACCCUUCGGAACAGAACAUCCCUCCACAGCCCACAGUUGACACAGGCAACAGGGACCACAACGGCUCAGUACUCAUGAACAAGUACUACAGGAAGAGUCCAGAACAAGUUGCAGCAUUGAAGGAGCUCUAUGCAAGAAAUGCCGAACCGUCAACUGUAGAGAAAAUAGUAUUAGCACUUAAAAUCGGAUUGGAUCUUGAACGUGUUUCAAUGUGGUUCAGAGCUCAGUGCAAGGAGUUGAAGCAUGAACAAAACGCUAAUAACUGUAAUGGCUCAGUACCCGUGACCAAGUUUUUUGCAGCAACAGUAGAGAGGGAGUCACACCAAAUUGAAGCUUUGGAGAAGGCUUUUGCAAGAAACCCAAACCCGUCCAUUGAAGAACGAGGUGUAAUAGCACUUGAAAUUGGAAUGAAUGCUAUCCAUGUUUCGAACUGGUUUCAAAAGGAACGUCACAGAAGCAAGUCUCGCAUACCAGGUGCUGUUGUGAGAAAAACCAUGUUCCAAACUGAAGCUUUGGAGAAGGCCUUUGCAAGAAACACAAUGCUGUCAAGGGCAGAGAAAGACACACUGGCACAUGAAAUCAAACUCCACCCUGCCCAAGUACACAACUGGUUUACCAAUAGGCGUGUUGCAUUGAAGCAUGUGCAAAAAGCCAAUAACAAGGAUAGCAACAAGUGUAUCGACUACAACAACAGUGAAACAGAGCAUAUGGAACUAGACUGA